GUUCGAAAAGUUGAUCUCCAGAUACAACAAGCGAGGCAAAAGUCGGACGUCCCUUUCCGAGAACAGCUUGAUCAUCAAAAAACAUUACCUCCGAAAGAUUUGCAUGGAGUACCCCCGACGGUAGUUUAGGCUAAGCAACAACAAGGGGACGAUAUGGUGGUUCGAACAGACGAUAGUAAUGGAAGCAGACAACCGGCAGACGAUGACGAAGCUUCUGUUGCUAGUCGGUUCUCCCUCAAGGAGAUUGCGACAAGAUUGAGGGGAUCUGUGAGGAGUCGCGCGGAAGGGUAUCGUCAGGAGGAACUGGCGGCAGCUACUAGGGCGGCCAUGGCUGCAACUGGAAAGCCCUACGCUUCUACCCUGAAGAAUAUUGCUGCCAAGAUGCAGGAUGAGAUUGAUGUUUCCAAUAGCGGCACAUCGACAAGAAGGACGGAAAAGCCACCCCAUCCAGAGAAUAGCCGCAGCACCAACAACAACAGCGGCGAGAAACCGCCCAGGGCAAAGGCUCAUGACAGACUUCCUUCUACACCACAAUCCUAUCAACACCGAAUGCAAGAGAGGAUGCCUUCAACUCCACUGUCCUAUCAACACCGAAUGAAUGAUAGGUUGCCACCAACUCCUCAGUCAUAUCACCAGCGAGUGCAAGCUGCGGAUGAGGCAUUGGAUAAGUUGAGGGCUCAAUUGACGCAGCCUGGUACGCCAAGAGUGGAUCUCACCCCCCGAAGCCGGUACCGAUACACACCUCGUGAGGACAGCAACGACGAAAGGAGAGAUGACGUAGAGCAACGAUCCAUCAAGCUCACCAAUAGCUCUCAACUGAGCUCUAGUGAUGGUUCUUCUUCGACGCAGCGAGAUCAGGGUUCACGAAUAAGGAUGGCCAGCAAGGACCGUGACAGGGAACAAGAGCUUCGCUUGGCCGCAGAGGAAAAGGUCGCCAGUCUCUAUGUCAAGAUCAGCGACAUGGACCACAAACUGGCAGCGGCAGAAGAACACGUUCGACAAGAGCGAAAGCAAAAACUGGAGUUCCAGCAAAAAGUCGUCAAGCUCGAGAACAUUGAACGUCGACUUGUCACACAGCUCCAUCAAUCAAGGCAAGCCAAGAGUGAUGCCGAGGAAAAAGUUGUCAAGAUGAUGGAACGACUGAAGCAGACGGAUCAACGGUUGACCAUUACCGAGGAGAAACUCAGUUCUUCCCUCCAAAAACAGCAAAAUGAAAGCAACACGACACUGGCUCACAGCAACGAAGUGAAGCAGCUCAAGAGCAAGGUCAAGUCCACAGAGAAGAAGCUGGCCAAGACCAAGGCUGGCUACAAGGCUGUAAGCGAUGAAAACGAAAGCAACAAAAGUUGUAUCCAAAUGUUGCGCAAGCUUGUCGAAGAGAAGGAACAGGAAUUUAUCGCUCAAGCGAAGAAGAUGAGAGAACGCGAAGAGCAACGUCUCAAGGAGCAUGGUCAGACCAAGAAGAAUGAUCAGGACGUUGCCACCUUGCAGCAGAAGCUGAAAGAGAAAGAAAAGCAGGUUGAACAACUUAGGGAGGAGACACGAGUACAGCAAAAGUCACUCGCGACAAAUGCCCUGCAAAACAAAUACCUUCUUUCUUCGCUGGAAAAGGCAAGAGAACAGUGCAAGAAGGAGUGCACGCAACGAAUGUCGAUGGAAUGUGAGCUGCGCAGCUUAAAGACAUCGGGAUCCAUAUCGCGAUGUUCGCAGUCAAGGGCGUCGACGUCGCAUUCGCUGCUACCACCGAGUUCAAUCAAUCGGCCCAGGCCGUCGCCGCUGGCAGUGGGUCCUAUUCGUUCAAAAAAGUCAAAGGACAGCACCAUUACAACGUCGUCCGUGGCAAGCGGUUCCUGGGUAUCAGACUCUCAAGAAGAUAGCGAACAACAUCAUUCCAGAAGUAAAGCUGUCGUGCCCAAGCCAGCAGCUGACAAGUCCCAAGGAAAGCGAAAGGCUGUGGAUGACAACGAAGGUGGUCCUAAAGAAGCCCAAAUGACUAAUGCCAUCGUCUUGGAAUAUGAAAGGAUUCAUGCCCAUGACUGCAAGGAAAACCGCACGAGCAAGGCACUCUCUACGAAGGCUGCUACAAAAUCAACCAAGAAACGUCGUUCCCCAAAGCAAGCCGAUGCCAACACAAACAAGCAGCGCAGCGAGGAAGCUGACAAGAAGGAAAAGCCAAACUUGAAAGCUGCCAAGCCAAUGAAGUCGGUUGAAGCAGCUGCAAAGAAGGUUGAAGCAAGGCGAGAAGAAGCUGUCGAGAUAUUAAGUCGAUACAAACAACACUCCAUGGAACGUCUCGAAUGCACCGCAGGUCAAGAAAUGGGCCGCGCCGAAAUGAAGGAAUUGUCAGAGAUGGAGCCUGCUUCAACUCGAGACAGCGUCAUACCAGCAAGAGAUGAGAAUGUCCGUGCUUCCCCGAAGAAGCAGAAUGGAAGCGCCGGCACAAAUAAAAACCCACCAGAUCCAAAACACCAAUGCAAAGGAACCUUGGACGAGCAAGAAACUCGAGAAUCUACUCGCACAGCAGAAACUGAUGGGGAAGCGAAGGUUGAAAACCAGGCCAAGAGCCUCAAGCAGGAAAUGAUUAAUAGUGAUACCCCUGCAAUCGCCGUCACACAGACAACUGCUGACAUCAUCAGCAGAGAGUCCCAAACGUUGCGCUCGGAGAAACCAACUGGUGCAGAAGCUCCUCCAACGUCAUCGCCAGCAAAUGGACCCUGUUUAAGUUCGCCACCGUCACCAGAAAAGGUCAAAAGAGACGAAAGGCUUUUAGCUAGCGUUCCAAUCCACAUCAAGGACAUGUAUCAGAAGGUUGGCUUUUUCAAGGAUAGAAAGUUGAACCAGUACUUGCCUGUGCUGUGCCUGAAACCGUUCGAGAUGCCCCCCGGUCCAGCACAAAUGGAAGUUCUCAGCGAACCUUCCGAUUUCCUUGGCGUCUACGUCUAUGGCAGGACGUCCUACACAUCUGCAUACCAAUCAAUUAAGUGGUUUCGCAUGAUUCCGUACAAAACUGCAGUAGAGAAAGGUUACCACAAACUUCCACCAAGCAUCGAGGCCAAGAUCGGAGUUGGGUCCCCUCUGCUUGAUACUGAAAAUGAGCUCAUGCGAGGACUCGAGCUGAUAAAACAAGAAGUUCAUAAGGAGACUGAAGAGCGUACUCACCCCUUCCUUUAUUUCCAAAGGACCGGUGAAGAUCUGUGGGGAAAGUCGGGGAUUGAGAAUGGGGAAUCGUUGGGAUGCUGCAAGCAGGCGGAAAAGCCAAACAUUCAGAAGCAAACUUCGGGGGGCGAGUCCACGGAACAGAAUGACGAAAGUUCCACCGUUCGUGCUCAUGCAAGCGAGGAGGACUCCGACAAACAAAUGAAAAUGGCGGGCAAGGACGAAGCACGUUCGCCACUUGCCAUUCAAACCAGACGUACUGUCCCGAUUUCCCCGAGACAUCUCGUAGGAAAUGCGCUAUCACCAGCCAACGGAGGACGCGGACACGUGAUGAUGCCAUCGAACCAAGGACAAGAACGAGGGCAGGAACAAGGGCGAGGACAAAUGAUCGCAUUAUCCGAUGGAACAAAAGAAAAGGUCAUCGAAACCCUGCAGGAGUGUCUGCCUGCUUGUCAAUAUGCUCUUCAAUCCGACAGUCAGGAUGUGCUCCUCAAUGACUUGGCGACAGAGACGACAAGAUCCAAUACUGGCGCCAAAGAGGAAAAGAAAGAUCAUGACAUAGCUGACGACAAUGAGGAAAAGAAAGAUCAUGACAUAGCUGACGACAAUGCCUUAGAAAAAGACGAGUCGGAUGAGAACCCAUUUGCCACAUUCCAAAACACCUUCACCAAGACUCACGAGAAGUUUUGUGCAGUGUUGCAUCAGUUCAGCUCAAAGCCAGCUACACCAAUCUUUGGCAUCACCUCCGCGACGAAGUCGAAGAGCAAGAGGCAGAGCAGGGCUUCCAAGAAACGGGAGAGAAACAACGACAUCCCCAAGUUCGUUAUUGCGGAAAAAACAGAAGGCGCAUCAGAGUGUGUUUCGGAGAUCGGGAAUGGAGAACUAGGAUACGUGCCAAUCCAACUGGAGGAGUCUGAUAAGCUGAUCUACAUGUUGCAGCAAAUACUUGGAGAUGACUUUGGAGAUGAACAAGUGGAUAUGAAGAAUGCCAACAGCCUAAGCCUGCUGACAGAGACCGUAGACAUGGAAAAGGUUCAAAGCAUCAUUACGAGUACCAGUCAAGAUAUUAUGGAUACCCAUUUCCCCAGCGACGAGUUCCCAACCGAGAAAGAAGAGAAGCCGAACCAAGCGACCACGCCAAGGAUGUUCUUUUAGAUAGUGUUGUGAAAUAAUACAUUUUUUUCAU
Seminavis robusta is the source of this 4342-nucleotide messenger RNA. The record is from the annotation of a GenBank genome assembly. NCBI's taxonomy places the organism in Eukaryota, Bacillariophyta, Bacillariophyceae, Naviculales, Naviculaceae.